AUGACACAGUAAUUUUAUAUAAAUACCUCUAUUAUAGCCAAAAACUUUUAUUAGAAAAUUAACGACUAAAUAGUCAAAUGUGCAAGUUAUACUAGAUUUUGGGGUUGGAUAAAAAAUAGAUCAAAUAGAUUAGGAGAUGGAGACAAGAUAAUCUAAUCAGUUCAAUUAUUAUUAUAAGAAGUCAUUGAUUGUAAACAAGAAAUUUAGAAUUUGAUUUAAGCUCAACCGACAAAAAGUUUGAAAUAUUAGUCAAUGGAAAAAGAAUUAUUAUAAACAAAAUAGAAAUACUAUGCCGUGGAAAGGAGUCCUAAGUUUUGGAAUUCUAGCAAUGAUACUCCAAAAGCUAAAUUCUUCAAUUACUCAAAUUCUUCAGGGAAAUGA
Molecule: messenger RNA, 381 nt
Organism: Paramecium tetraurelia
Lineage: Eukaryota; Ciliophora; Oligohymenophorea; Peniculida; Parameciidae
Exons: 2
Source: RefSeq, a predicted model, not a curated record